GAGCCACUCCAUCCUCAGGAUGAGAUGCACAGAGAGCCUUCCCCUGGGCCAGCCCCAGCCACCCACACAGGAUCCUCCUGAUUCACCUGGCCCGGGCUGAGCUGGGGCAGCACCAUGGACCUGCUGCUGCUCCAGGGGCUGCUGCUCCUGCCCCUGGCAGCGCUGCUGCUCUACAGGUGCAGCCCCCACAUCCAGUUCCUCUGCAAGGUGGCCUUCUUCAACUGCUGGAUCGUGGCCUUGGCCACCUUGCUGUCCCCCCUGGCCGCCUUGCGGGGACGCUCCGUGGAGAACAUGAGGCUCCUGCGGGCGGCGCUCCUGCCCCUCAAGCGCUUCUACGGCAUCAGGAUGCGGGUGAUGGGCUCGGAGCGGCUGCGGCUGCCGGGGCCCUUCGUGAUCGUCUGCAACCACCAGGCUUCCCUGGACCUCAUGGGAAUGGUGGAGGUGAUUCCCGAGCGCUGCGUGCCCAUCGCCAAGCGGGAGCUGCUCUACAUGGGCACAGUGGGCUGGGCCUGCUGGCUCAGUGGCAUCAUCUUCAUCGAGCGCCAGCGCAGGGACGCGGCCAUCGAGGUCAUCACCCGCACUGCCAGCACCAUGAGGAGAGAGAACCUCCGUGUGUGGGUUUUCCCUGAAGGCACCAGGAACCCCGGCAAGUCCAUGCUGCCCUUCAAGCGUGGUGCUUUCCACCUGGCCGUGCAUGCCCAGGUUCCCAUUGUCCCCAUCGUGAUCUCCCCGUACAGGGACUUCUUCAGCCCCGAGGAGAAGAGAUUCACCUCAGGGACCUGCACCAUCCAAGUCCUCCCCAGGGUGGAAACGUGUGGCCUGAGCCCAAAGGAUGUCCCCAAACUGACCGAGAGUGUCCAGCAGGCCAUGGCCGAGGCCCUGGCUGAGAUGUCCAUGAGUGACCACAGGGAGCAGGACAUGGAGCAGCCCCUGCUGGGGCCAGGGGAGGACAGGGACAGCCCCCAGGGCCAGGGGGACGCAGCCAGGAGCAGCAAAUAGGCAGAGGGAGCUCAGGGAUACCAGUGAGGUGUCCCUUGUCCCCCGAGGAGGUGUCCUGCAGCCCUGCCACCGCCCCAGCAGGACGGUGCCCUAAGGGAGCAGAGCAGGGCAGGAUGGGGACCCAAAACAGAGAAAGGUGCCCCCAAAACAGAGCAAGGUGCCCCCUUAAAACCCCUUGUUGUGACUGCAUCCCCUGGAUGUCCCUCUGCCACACCUGGAGCUGUGGCUGUCCCCCUGGAGUUGUGGCUGUCUCCCAGGAUGGCUCAGACAGGGCUGAGGGCUCACAGCCCCAUUUUCCACCCCUGAUUGUUGGGCUCCCCCACGGAUUCUCCUUCCAGAGGCUCCUACAAGCUGGAAAUGCCGUUCGGGUUCAGCCAGCUCUGAGUGUGUGGCCUGGGGGGGACACGAGGCCCAGGUGAGGUUGCUGGGGGGGAAGAGCAUCCGGGAGGGAGAGCACCCUUGGUGCUGAGCUGUGAGCCAAGGGUGGGACAUUAAAGAGUUUGGAGCUGG
Zonotrichia leucophrys gambelii is the source of this 1509-nucleotide messenger RNA. RefSeq names its product 1-acyl-sn-glycerol-3-phosphate acyltransferase alpha-like. The transcript is spliced from 6 exons. Gene Ontology annotation, cellular component: endoplasmic reticulum; membrane. Gene Ontology annotation, molecular function: 1-acylglycerol-3-phosphate O-acyltransferase activity. Gene Ontology annotation, biological process: phosphatidic acid biosynthetic process. NCBI's taxonomy places the organism in Eukaryota, Metazoa, Chordata, Aves, Passeriformes, Passerellidae. The record is from RefSeq and is a predicted model, not a curated record. The coding region runs from base 115 to 999 and encodes 294 amino acids.